UGUGUGCUCGUAUCCUGCGUUGACAGCGUUGCAGAUAGUCAGAAGGGGAAUGAAUGGUUUUAUUGUUUUGCUUUUGACAGGUUUCUUGCUUUGAAAUGGCCGUACAACGUCGAGGACACGUUAAAAACUCUGACAGUAAAGCCAUAGAGAGAAAAAUAAAAAGGGCUAAUGCACAGAGACAGACCUUCACUUGGAGAGGCUUCGUUAUUGUCCUGCUGCUGUUGACUGGCAUCAGUGCUGCAGUGAUCUGGCUCUAUAUGAGUCUGAGUGAUGAGAUCACAGAGACUCUGGUCUCCAGAAGAGAAGUCCUGACAGAGCCUCGAUUAUUCCUGGUCCAGUGCUCUGAAGAUUAUGAAAACUACAAGCGGUUCCCAGGCUGUACUCCUAAGAAAUGUGGCCGAGCUGUUAUAGACAGUGUGGUAACCAAGGAGGAGGCACAGGCACUAAGGAGGUUAGCUGAGAGAGGACUAUCACUCGGUGGUUCAGAUGGAGGCGCAUCCAUCCUAGACCUUCACUCUGGAGCUCUGUCAAUGGGGAAGAAGUUUGUCAAUAUUUACAGGUAUUUUAGUGACCAAAUAAGGGAAGUGUUCACUGAAGAGGAUUUUACACUUUAUAGGGAUGUGCGUGGUCGUAUUCAGAGGGUGAUUGCUGAAACAUUUGGGCUGGACUCCUCUCAGAUGUACCUCACAAAGCCUACGUUCUUCUCUCGUAUUAACAGCACCAGUGCCAAGACUACUCAUGAUGAGUACUGGCACCCACACAUUGACAAGGUAACAUAUGGGUCCUUCGACUACACAUCAUUACUCUACCUGACAGAUUAUGGUGUGGAUUUUGGAGGAGGGCGAUUCAUCUUCGUGGACCCGAACAGCAACCGAACAGUGGAGCCUCGAGCAGGACGUGUGUCUUUCUUUUCCUCGGGAUCGGAGAAUCUCCACCGUGUCGAGAAGGUUGACUGGGGCACGCGGUACGCCAUCACUGUGUCCUUCACAUGUGACCCUGAUCAUGCGAUAGCAGACCCCACUCUGCCGUAGGGUCCCUCUUCAGCUAAGGACCCUGGUGCCUGGUUGGAGCCCUGGGACAGAAACGCAAAGUGAGACGACAUUUUGAAGAGCACUGUAUUUUUUAUAAUUGCAUUUCUCAAGACAUGCCAUUUCGUUCUCUGUGGAACAAAUUUAACAGACAUUUGCAACUUGCUGACAGUCUUUCUUGAUUUAUUUCUUGAAUUGGAACCACAAUGAUGAUGCAAAUAAUAAUUAUUCUUGUAAUUAACUUUGAAAUGAAAAGAGUUUUUACACGUUCAGAUGUUUGCCUCUUGUGGACCUUCGCUCUCUUUUGAUAAGGAACAGCUCUUGUGUCUCCCUUUAGCUUGGACUAUGAUUUUUUUUUUGUAAAUGACUCUUUUCUUGAGCCUGGCUGUGGUUCUUUCCUUUCUGGUCCCAUUUUGUCACAGUUGGAUCACACGCAACAGUUUGGACCAGACAAACGGCACAAGUAAUUCUCAACAGGUGGUAAGAAAAAAAUGACUCUCAAAGAGCAGAGCACUCUGAUAUCCUACUGAUGCAGCUUUUCAAAAGCAUGUACUGAAGCUUAUCCUUGAAUACUUUUCCUGAGCUGCACAGUAUCUUAUUAUAAAAGUUAAAAGUGGCUGAGCAGUGUGUAGUUUUCUUUUGUGAUGUAUAAACUCAUG
This is a messenger RNA of Colossoma macropomum (tambaqui), 1687 nucleotides long. RefSeq names its product urotensin-2 receptor 2 (gene ogfod3). The record is from RefSeq and is a predicted model, not a curated record. Gene Ontology annotation, molecular function: oxidoreductase activity, acting on paired donors, with incorporation or reduction of molecular oxygen; L-ascorbic acid binding; iron ion binding. The transcript is spliced from 9 exons. The coding region runs from base 96 to 1031 and encodes 311 amino acids. NCBI's taxonomy places the organism in Eukaryota, Metazoa, Chordata, Actinopteri, Characiformes, Serrasalmidae. Gene Ontology annotation, cellular component: membrane.